GACCGGUUGGCAGAAAGCUGACCUCCUACGAGGGCAGGGCACCAAAGGGAAUCCUUAUGUGGGAGGUACAGCUGAAUGGCUGGCAGUGGCCAUUUUGUGGCCACAGGCAUGCCCCGGAGUAACCUGCAUCCCGUGGGGUGGACAGGGACUCAAAUCGGUCUCGGGAUUCCUGCAGUCCCGGACACCAGCUUGAAAUUCAGUUCGGAUGGGUCUCUGGUCUGAACCGAAACUCAGUUCCAGUUGAGUCAGCCUCAGUGAGGGCGGGGCGGUCACCACGGCGACGCCAAUCCUGGGCCACGCCUGCCGGUGGGUGUCGAAGAGUCCUGGAUCCCCAGACUCUUCGAAGCGGAAGUGCUCGCUCCAGUCAUGUUUCGUGGUGCUCUCUGGUUGCUGCUGCUACUGUCGCUGCGCCCCCCGGGAGCUCAGGGCCACCGCGAUGCCACGAGCCCGGGGCAGGAGGCCGACGAGGCCGACCCUUGGCCGAGCGUCCAACGCCUGCAGGAGCAGCUGAGGACGGCCGGGACCCUCUCCAAACGGUACUGGGCGCUCCUCAGCUGCACCUUGUGGCCGGAUCACUGUGAAGACCAGGAGACUCCCGUGCCACCUCUAGGCUGGAGCCUUCCUCUUUGGGGCCGACGGUCGCUGGAUAUGCUCGCUGCAUGGUUCUGCCGCUUUCAGGACUGCUGCGGCGGCCGAGGUUGCAGGAUCUCCAACAACUUGACAGGCUUAGAAUCAGACUUGCGUGUGCGACUGCACGGCCAGCAUCUCGCUAGCAAGCUGGUCCUAAGAGCAGUGAAGGGCUACUUAGAGAUGCCCCACGUGGGCAAGGCCCUGGCUCUGUCAUUCCACGGCUGGUCCGGCACAGGCAAGAACUUCGUGGCACGGAUGCUGGUGGACAACCUGUAUCGGGACGGAAUGAGGAGUGACUGUGUCAAGAUGUUUAUUUCCACCUUCCAUUUCCCACACUCCAAGCAGCUAGACAUGUACAAGGAAGAGUUGCAGAGGCAGAUGCAGGAGACACAGCGGCGCUGCCACCAGAGCACGUUCAUCUUUGACGAAGCGGAGAAGCUGCACCCGGGGCUGCUGGAGCUGCUUGAACCCUACCUGGAGCCGAGGAGCCCCGGGGCCCAGGGAGCCGAGGCGCCGCGAGCCAUCUUCCUCUUUCUCAGUAACCUUGGGGGCAGUGUCAUCAAUGAGGCAGUCCUGAGUUUGUUGAAGGCUGGAUGGUCCAGGGAGGAAAUUACGAUGCAGCACUUGGAGAUGCCCCUCCAGACUGAGAUCAUGGAGUCUGCAGACAGCAGCUUUGGUUCCAGCCGUCUCCUGAAGGAACACCUCAUUGACCUCUUUAUACCCUUCCUGCCACUGGAGUACCGCCAUGUGAGGCUGUGUGUCCGAGAUGCCUUCCUGGGACAGAAUCUCCCAUACACAGAAGAGGCCCUGGAUGAAAUCGCCAAGAUGAUGACAUACGUGCCUGAGGAAGAGCGACUUUUCUCCUCUCAGGGCUGCAAAUCCAUUUCCCAGAGAAUCAACCUCUUCCUGCCUUGAAAGUGACUCCUGUGCACCCUAAAUAAUCUUUCUCUUCUAGAGACACCCAUCUGCCAGGUAGCCUGGUGUCCAGCAAUCACUGCUUUCAGUUAGUGUGCAGAAGGCAGUUUCUAAAAACCACCUGGUGCCUUAAAAACCUACAUUCUAGAUGAUCUAGACUGAGGGUCAGGAAGUCAGGAGGCCAGUGGAAAGUCUAAGUACCAAAGGGUCCUUAGAACUCUCCCUUCGAUCUCUUGGCACCAAAGUUCUUCCUGGAAGGCAGCAGGAGUUGAGUAUGAGCCUGAGGCUCCAGGAUCUUUGGGCUAUGGAACAUGGAAGAUGUGUGGACUAGCAGGAGCGUGGCCCUGGUCUGUAGGUUUGGCUGGCUUUCUGAGGAGGGGGAGAGGGACAGCUUCUGCAUUUGAGCAGACCAGCAAAGGGCCUUAGGCUAAAGGAAAAACCACAUGCUUUCAAACCAUGACAUGGGUGUGGCACACACCUGUGACCUAGCACUUAGUGGGCUAAUGCAGGAGAGGGAGCUAAAGAAACCCGAGCUGGGCUUGACAGACAAAACCACAGGUGGAUAGAGAGCUAAGGCUUGUUCUGUUCGACACACUGAAAAUUUCUUAAGAGGCCUCAUCAUGUGUAAUUAAAGUUUGUAUUUUUCUAACA
This is a messenger RNA of Apodemus sylvaticus (European woodmouse), 2196 nucleotides long. RefSeq names its product torsin family 3 member A (gene Tor3a). Lineage: Eukaryota; Metazoa; Chordata; Mammalia; Rodentia; Muridae. The coding region runs from base 367 to 1545 and encodes 392 amino acids. Gene Ontology annotation, cellular component: endoplasmic reticulum lumen; nuclear envelope. The transcript is spliced from 6 exons. The record is from RefSeq and is a predicted model, not a curated record. Gene Ontology annotation, molecular function: ATP binding; ATP hydrolysis activity.